This is a messenger RNA of Cylindrotheca closterium, 540 nucleotides long. NCBI's taxonomy places the organism in Eukaryota, Bacillariophyta, Bacillariophyceae, Bacillariales, Bacillariaceae. The record is from the annotation of a GenBank genome assembly.
AUGAAUCCACAUGAAAAGGGAACGACCCCAAUGCAUGCGGAAAACCAACGAAUCCAACAAGAGAGCAAUCGAGCCAUCCAACAACUGUCCGAACAAAUGAACCUCAUGGUCCAGUCCCAACCAGGAGCCUACCAGCCGCCCAUCCCACACACGACCUACUACAUGCCACACCAGGGUCCUGCCUACCAACCAACGGAGAUACCACCCCCAAUAUACCCACCUGUACCACCAUUCUACAUGUACCAAGCACCCCAGCACGACCCAAAGGACGAUUUGAAAAAGCAAAUUGAAGAACUCCAACGCAAACUCGCUGACAAAGAGAAUCAAAAUGGUGGCAACAGGAACAAACACGGCCCCUUCCCACCACGGACCAAACGCUUCCACAAUAAUGACAACUAUUGUUGGACCCACGGACACGACCUUCCCAACACACAUACCAGUGCCACGUGUAAAUUCCCCAAACAAGGCCACCAAACCACGGCCACAAAACUCAAUCGCAUGGGCGGAUCUGAGAAGAACAAACAAUGGGUUGGCUUGUGA